AAAACAUCCCUUGGCUUCGGUCCCCAAUUAAGGCCUUAAUUUUUGUUGGGCUGAACCUGCCCGUUUUUGCAUUCUAUAUGCACUACACCCUAGUUCUUCUUUCUUCCCUCCCCUGUUCUCCUCUUGCUCUCCUGCUGCUACAGAAGCAAUGGAGACAUUUGAGAAGAGAAAGGCUGAAACCCUAGCUUCCAUGACUUCCUCAUCACCAGACAAAUCCCCAAAAGGCUCUAUAGACGAACCCAUUAUCCCACUCCUCAACACCAUCAACUCCCACCCUUCUUACUUCACCACCAGCUCCUGCUCCGGCCGUAUCUCCGUCCUCUCCCACCCCACCACUGCCUCCACCUCCACCGCCAAAAAAAAGGCCAAAGGGGGCAAAUGGGUCUUCAUCACCCACCACAAAACCGACCCGGACUCACUCCUCAACCUCCUCUUCCCACCCACCUCAGAAAUAAAACCCCCAACUUUAACUGACCCUUCUGAUCUUGUUCUCCGGUUCGAACCGUUAAUCAUCGCAAUCGAAUGUAAAGACGUUGGUUCGGCGACAAAGUUGGUUUCUUUAGCUAUCUCUUGCGGGUUUAGGGAGUCUGGAAUUACUAGUGUGAGUAACAAGCGUGUGAUUGUUGCGGUGCGGUGUUCGAUUCGGUUGGAGGUGCCGUUGGGGGGUGGUGGUGAGGGGAUUUUGGUUUCGCCGGAGUAUGUGAGGUACCUUGUUGGGAUUGCCAAUGAGAAGAUGGAGGCGAAUUGGCGGAGGACUGAUGGUUUUCUAAAUGCAUUGGUGAGCAGUGGUUUCGGUGGAGAUGAAGUUGAAGAGAGUGGUGGGGGAGAGACCGUGAACGGAGAAGCGGGUGAUGAGGAUAGUUGGAUUAAGAGUGAGGCUAUGGAUUCUGGGGAUCAGCUGAAUUUGUUGAGUAAUGGAAAAGUGCCUGAUGAAAACCAUGUUGGGUCUUCUGGAUUUGUGAAUAUUAGUCUACCUAUGAAUCUGAUGAGGAUAAUUGGUGAACCUGUUGAGAAGCUUUUUCUUUGGGGUCACUCUGCUUGUACAUUAGAUAACAUAAACCACACACAAAUUCUCAUUUUUGGUGGGUUUGGAGGUAUUGGAAGACAUGCACGAAGAAAUGAUUCGUCACUACUUGACCCAUUAUGUGGCCAGUUGGAAACAAUCAGUGCUCAGGGAGCUCCAUCUCCGCGCAUGGGUCACACCUCUUCCAUGGUAGGUGACCAUAUGAUUCUUAUUGGAGGCAGGGCUGAUCCUGUGAACAUUUUGAAUGAUGUUUGGGUCCUUAAUCCAACAACGAGCGAAUGGAAGUUGUUAGAAUGUACAGGCAGUGUAUUUCCCCCAAGGCAUCGCCAUGCAGCAGCAGCUGUAGAUUCGAAGAUAUAUGUAUUUGGGGGACUUGUUGGUCAUUCUAUCUCUUCAGCACUCUAUGUCCUUGACAUGUCCAGUUUUGAGUGGAAUGAGAUAUGUGUCCAAGGGGAAUGGCCAUCUCCCCGUCAUUCCCACACCCUUGUGGCAAGUGGAUACAAGUUAUAUAUGUUUGGUGGAUAUGAUGGAGACAAGGCACUGGGAGACCUUUAUAGUUUCGACACUAACAAAUGUUUAUGGAAAAAGGAAAAUAUGGCUGGGCGGACCCCACAUGCAAGGUUUUCACACUCCAUGUUUGUUUAUGAGAACUAUCUGGGGAUUAUAGGGGGAUGUCCUGUCAGACAACAUUAUCAAGAGUUGGUGUUACUUGACUUAAGAUUUCGUUUGUGGAAGUAUGUGAUGCUCAACUCUAUUGGCAAAGAUCUUUUUGUUCGAUGCACAGCCAGUGUUGUUGGUGAUGAUCUAGUCAUGAUUGGUGGAGGAGCCUCUUGUUAUGCAUUUGGAACGAAGUUCAGUGAGCCAAUAAAAAUAAACUUGCUUCCAUUAAUGUCUUUAAGCUCUAUUGAAAAUGGUGUGGAGCAUUCUGUUUACAUAGAUGAGGGGGGUGUAGAGCAAGGACAUAGCGAGUUUAAAGUUCAACAGAAUAGUAAGUCACAAAUAUCAAAUGGAGGUCCCAUCCUGAAUUUUGAGACUGAACCACAAGGAACAGCUGUUAACUGCCAUACAAUUGCAGCGGGUGUAGAGCAAGGAAAUAGCGAGUUGAAAGUUCAGCAGAAUAGUAAUUCAAAAAUAUCAAAUGGAAGUCCCAUUCUGAAUUUUGAGACUGAACCACAAGGAACAGAUGUUAACCAUCAUAUGAUUGCAUCGCAUUGGGUUUUACUAUUAGAAAGAAAACAUGCAAAAUUGGCAAAGGACAUGUUAAAGAAGUUUGGAUGGUUAGAUCUGGGGAGAAAGGUUUAUUCCGUGGAAACUGGAAUACAUAUUUGCUUCCCAAUUACUGAAAUUUUUUGUACCAUAUAUCUUGAUAAGCAAAAUCAUACAGGAGUUACCCUUGAAGAGUUGGAUGAUCUUCAUUCAUUGAAGGCAUUUACAGGAGAUGGGAUGAUAUCGAAGGAUUGCACCUGCUUAAUGGCCUUGGAUCUUCUAAUGGCAUUACGUGCAACUAUACAUGCAGAUGAAAUUGUCAAAGCGAGAAAAGCUUCUAGCUCUCCUCUUAAAGUGAUGAAUGAAGCUGUAGCUUCUUUGAUAAUGCACAGAGGCCUACCAACAGAACUUCUAGACCAGCUACCCACAAGAUGGGAUCGACUUGGGGAUAUUGUUGUCCUUCCAGUGUCAUCCUUUAAGGAUCCAGUAUGGGACUCAUUUGGAGAUGAGCUAUGGCCUAUUGUCACCAAAUCACUUGGUGGUCAACGUCUUGCUCAGCAGGGUCGAAUUGCACAGAAUCAAACUAGGGACAGUAGAUUGGAGAUUCUUAUGGGAGAUAAUGGCUGGGUUGACCAUCGCGAGAAUGGGAUUCUCUAUUCCUUUGAUUCAACCAAAUGCAUGUUCUCCUGGGGCAAUCUUUCUGAGAAGCUUAGGAUGGCUCGUCUUGACUGCAGAGAUGAAGUUAUUGUAGAUUUAUUUGCUGGCAUUGGAUACUUUGUGCUGCCGUUUCUUGUCAGAGCCAAUGCAAAACUGGUUUAUGCUUGUGAGUGGAAUCCCCAUGCUGUCAAGGCACUCCGACGCAAUCUUCAUGCAAACUCUGUAGCAGAACGUUGCAUCAUACUCGAAGGAGAUAACCAGGUUACGGCACCUAAAGGAGUAGCUGAUCGAGUCUGCCUUGGUCUCUUGCCUACCAGUGAGGGUAGUUGGGUUACGGGUGUGAGGGCGUUAAGGAAUGAGGGUGGAAUGUUGCACGUGCAUGGGAAUGCGAAGGACUCUGACGAGGCUAUUUGGAUGGAACAUGUUUUGAAAUCCAUUAUUGAAAUUUCCCGAUCUGAAGGUUAUGUAUGGGAGGUUUCGAUAGAGCACGUGGAGAGAGUAAAAUGGUAUGCUCCACACAUUCGCCAUCUUGUUGUGGAUGUAAGAUGCAAACAGAUUCAGAGAUGACAGUGAAAGAUUGUAUGCUUCAUGAUUGCCGCAGAGUGUGCUAUUAAGUUCUGGGAUGCGGCUUCAUUGUUAUGAUUGUGGCAUUAGUUGGCGGUCGAGUUGAUAGACCUGGUGGAAAAAUGGUUCGAUCCAUGAAUCUCUCAAACAGGCGGUGGAGAUUCCCAGAAUUUUUGUUAGGAAUUUUGUUAGAAUGCUUAUGAAGAGGUGGCAGAAAAGCCUCUGUAUUGUUGUUAGGUGUAGCUGUAGGAUUCUCUUUUUUGAGAGUUGAACAAGAUAGUAAAUGUAUGUAUGUAAAGAUUGAAGGGAAGUUACACAGUUACCUUAUUAAACUUA
Molecule: messenger RNA, 3787 nt
Organism: Rhododendron vialii
Lineage: Eukaryota; Viridiplantae; Streptophyta; Magnoliopsida; Ericales; Ericaceae
Product: tRNA wybutosine-synthesizing protein 2/3/4
Exons: 9
Coding region: 149-3454 (1101 amino acids)
Biological process (GO): tRNA methylation
Cellular component (GO): cytoplasm
Molecular function (GO): protein binding; tRNA methyltransferase activity
Source: RefSeq, a predicted model, not a curated record